Molecule: messenger RNA, 538 nt
Organism: Prorocentrum cordatum
Lineage: Eukaryota; Dinophyceae; Prorocentrales; Prorocentraceae
Source: the annotation of a GenBank genome assembly
GGUGGGCCCCGCGUUACUCUUGCAAUCGUUGCGUGGAGACGUCUUGGACUGGGGCGCCAUCGAGAAAGAGUUUAUACCUUCGGGGCGGUGCGCGCUGUGCUCCGCAGUGAAGUGCAAUAGCCAGUAUGGCCUGCGCCGAUGGAGUCGAGAGGACGGCCUGCGCGUGUGUACCCUGUGCGUAGAAGACAAGAAGAGCGUGGGGGCGCCGUGGCAGCGCAUGGAUCGCGGUCUCUGGAAGGGCCAGGUUGCUUCCCACUCAUCCCAGCACGACUCCUCAAAGCUCGCGUCACGGCGCUGCGUGGACUGUCCCGAGAGGCGGAAGUGCCAUGUAUGCGAGGGUCGCAAGUACGAGCAAGCUUUCGUGGCGUAUCAGUGGGGCAAGGCAGGGAACGCCCGAUGCAAGGGGGGAGCGUGCCUGGACUGCGAGGGGCUGAAGAGGCACCUGAAGUGUUCGCGCUGCGGCCAGCAGAAGUUACCGAUGGAGCAUGCCAGAGCGGAGCAGAGCAUCGACGAACCCACAUGCAAGACCUGUAAGAAG